AUGUCGAACGAGCCCAAUACCAAGGCCACGGCGUCAUCCAGCAGCAGCUUGGCGUCGUCGUCGAAAAGCGUAUCAUCGUUCAAUAUUAGUGUCCCGACGUGGGCAUUUGGACAGUCGUACAAGCCCAGGCCGAAGCACCCAGAGUUUGUGUCGAGUUCUGAACCGUCGCUGGCUCCAAUGGUCAGAACGCCAAGAAAGCCAGGUGCCGGAUGGCGGCAUUUCGUUCACUCUCCACGCCUCGAACACGUUCGCCGAGUAGAGCUCCCGACGCGGGAGAACCUGUUCAUCAACCAGCCCAAGGACGUCGAGGUCGACACGAAGACCAUCAACGCGUUCCCGGAGCAAAAGGACCCCAGCACCGUGCUCUACCACCAAGCCAUCAGGAGGGGCGGGGAGGAGAGGCGCGUCAACGCCAUCACCAGUCGUGAUGGACUUCACGCGCGGCUUCUGUUCAUCGAUAAGAACGUGACCAAGUUCCGGUACAGCGACCUGCUUGGCCAGGGCUCAUACGGCGUCGCGCGCCGUGUCGCCGACCCGCGCACGGGCAAGACGUACGCCAUCAAGGAGUGGAAGGUCAGGAACCGCAGCAAAGACGUCGCGCAAAAGGAACAGAGAUUGAAGUAUGACAAUAUUGUCGACUUCAAGAGGCACGAACAAAACGACGAGCUAGACCUAGAGCGCAUCGUCAUGAGGAACUACGAGGGCGACCUGUUUAGCCUGACGAGCGACGCGAGCUUGGGGAUCGGGAUCCGCGAGCCGGUCGGGGAGGCCUGGUGCAUCAACCGGCCCGUGGACAAGGACACGUGGACCACGCGCAUCGACUUCGACAAGGAGGGUACAAUACAUUCCGCGGGUGGUGGUGGCACCAGCAGCUGCUGCAUCGUCCGGAAGCCAGGGAUCUUGUUCCUCGACAUCAUCUGGGACAACGGCAUCCGCCGCCGCCGCCAGCAAGCCUUUGGGCACAGUACAAGCAAAAGCCGGCACUAA
Messenger RNA from Lasiosphaeria miniovina, 987 nucleotides. RefSeq lists its product as uncharacterized. NCBI's taxonomy places the organism in Eukaryota, Fungi, Ascomycota, Sordariomycetes, Sordariales, Lasiosphaeriaceae. Gene Ontology annotation, molecular function: ATP binding. Bases 1 to 987 code for a protein of 328 amino acids. The transcript is spliced from 6 exons. The record is from RefSeq and is a predicted model, not a curated record.